This is a messenger RNA of Calliphora vicina (urban bluebottle blowfly), 424 nucleotides long. RefSeq lists its product as uncharacterized. The record is from RefSeq and is a predicted model, not a curated record. The transcript has 2 exons. Lineage: Eukaryota; Metazoa; Arthropoda; Insecta; Diptera; Calliphoridae. Gene Ontology annotation, cellular component: extracellular region. Gene Ontology annotation, molecular function: chitin binding. The coding region runs from base 84 to 377 and encodes 97 amino acids.
AAUUAUUCGCCAACUAUAAAAUCAAGACAAAUUUGUCACUUCAUAUCAAUAUCUAAAGGUCUUUCAGAAGUUGUUUUUCAAAAAUGCAAAAAGUUUGUUUUGUUGUCCUUUUGGCUGUAGUGGCCUUUGCUUCGGCUGACUACGUUCAGCCUCACUUUGAGCCCCAAGAGAUUUAUGCCGAACCCAACUGUGCCGUUGUCAAUGAUCAUAGCCGCAUGUUCCGUGAUAUUUCCGAUCCCACUCACUACUGGGUAUGCCCUGAGGGUCAAGCCAAAGCUGAUUACAUUCAAUGUCCUGCCAACGAAGCCUUCAUGGAACAUUUACAAAAAUGUGUUGUAUGGGAAGAGUGGAAGUGGGUUGAACCUUACACUAAAUAAGUUUUCUGUUUAUUUAGUAAAUAAAUGAUUGAUAUGUAAACUUGAAA